AUGGGCUACAACUGCCAGAGUGGAACAUGUAUCGCCGUAACAAAGGCGGAAGCAGCCUCAAGUUCCACUUCGCUUCUGCCGACUACAGCUUCUACCCUCACAACAAGCACGGUCACUUCCACGUCAGCAUCCCAAGCUUCGUCCACAGCUGGCACGACAAUCACGCCAGUAGCCCUGAAAGAUGCAGAGGACGACAACUCAUUUUCCGGCAAAUCGUUCGCAGCGGGCUUCGUACCAGGCUUAUUACUCGGAGCACUGGUCGUUGGGCUACUUGUGUUCUGCUGCAUGCGCAGGAAGAAGAAGGCUGCAUCGUACGUGGAUGAGAAGAGAUAUUCUUCAGGUCGCUACACCUUGACGGACCUCAGUCCAGCUGCUGUUUCUCGUCGCCCAACAGUGCAUGGAAGAUCCAUCUCUGAGCCAAUGGCAGAUGUGGCAAUGGGACAUCGAACAGACUUUUUGAAGUCCUCGCCUCCACGGGAUGGACCCAAUGGAGGUCUUCAAGGAUACACAAUGCAUGUGCACUCUCCUGCCAAGAACCCUACCACGCCAGCUGCUCAGGUGCAGAAGUCGCCGCUCACGAAAGGAUGGUCGUUUUCACACUCGCCCUUUGUCAACCAGGCGACAACUCCAGUACCAACUCAGCCGCCUCUCCCAGCACAUCUCAAGCGUGGCAGCAUCACAACAUUCCAGAUCGAGCCAGUGCGUGGUCUGAAGAAACAACGCAGCCAGAAGAACCUUCGCGCAAACAUUCCUAACGCCACCUCACGAAGCCCGCCGACACAUCAAGGCACUCAAAGUCGACCCGACACAAGCCGCACAGGCAGCACAGAGACCAUGACCGUAAUUAUGGACACCCCCGGAAUCCAAACCCACACCACAUCCCCCAGCACCCUCCCCACCGCCGUCCACUGCCCCCAAGACGCCCACAAAUCCCACCACGGCAUCAUCGUGCCCGCCUCCGGCAAGACAUGGGAAACCUCCGACAGCGACGACUCCACUCCCAUCGAAGAGCAGCCCAACGAAUACACUCCCACUCGUCCCGGCCGCAACAGCAACACCGCCAACAUCGGCAAGACGCUACAGAGCCCUUGCACACCGAGCAACUAUCCUCCGCCACCGCCUGUGCCGGAGAGUCAGAUGAAUAGUCUGAUGCCGCCGGGUAUGGGCGUGCAGGGGAAUCGGGACAGUCAGUGGAGGAAUACGGCGAUGACGACGUUUUCGAGUAUUAUGGAGAAGGCCGGGUGGGGGAGGAAUAGUGUGCAGGCUGUUAAGGAGAAGAGGGGGGCUGAGGGGGAGUAUGGCAUGGGGCCGGAUCCGAGGGAGUGGAAUCGGUAG
This is a messenger RNA of Fulvia fulva, 1335 nucleotides long. RefSeq lists its product as uncharacterized. The transcript has a single exon. NCBI's taxonomy places the organism in Eukaryota, Fungi, Ascomycota, Dothideomycetes, Mycosphaerellales, Mycosphaerellaceae. The record is from RefSeq and is a predicted model, not a curated record. Bases 1 to 1335 code for a protein of 444 amino acids.